Kwoniella shivajii is the source of this 993-nucleotide messenger RNA. RefSeq lists its product as uncharacterized. Lineage: Eukaryota; Fungi; Basidiomycota; Tremellomycetes; Tremellales; Cryptococcaceae. The coding region runs from base 1 to 993 and encodes 330 amino acids. Gene Ontology annotation, cellular component: succinate-CoA ligase complex (ADP-forming); mitochondrion. The record is from RefSeq and is a predicted model, not a curated record. The transcript is spliced from 7 exons. Gene Ontology annotation, biological process: tricarboxylic acid cycle. Gene Ontology annotation, molecular function: succinate-CoA ligase (GDP-forming) activity; succinate-CoA ligase (ADP-forming) activity.
AUGCAAUCCCUUCGAUCAGCUUCAACCCUCGCUCGAGGAGUGAGAACUUUCGCUUCUUCCACUCGUGCUUCAGCGGGAUACGAGGAUACCAUCAAGAACAUCCUCAUUAACAAAGAUACCAAAGUUCUCGUGCAAGGUUUUACCGGAAAGACUGGUACUUUCCACGCUCAACAAGCUAUUGAUUAUGGAACUCGAAUGAUUGGAGGUACCAAUCCUAAGAAAGCUGGAUCUACACAUUUAGGAUUACCAGUAUUCGGAACUGUUCGAGAUGCGGUGAAAGAAGCUCAACCUGACGCUUCUGUCAUUUACGUUCCGCCACCUUUUGCAGCGGAUGCCAUCAUUGAAGCCAUUGAAAAUGAGAUCAAAUUAAUCGUCACUAUCACAGAAGGUAUACCUCAACGUGACCAAAUUAGAAUCUACAACGCAUUGAAAUCUCAGAAUAAAUCAAGAAUGAUCGGUGGUAAUUGUCCUGGUAUCAUUUCAGAGGGAUGUAAAAUGGGUAUUAUGCCUGGUCAUAUUUUCAAGCAAGGUAAAAUCGGUGUUGUCUCAAGAUCCGGAACUCUUACCUACGAAGCAGUCAACCAAACCACCCUUGUCGGCUUAGGUCAAUCUUUGACAGUCGGAAUUGGAGGUGACCCAUUCCCCGGAACUCAACAUAUCGAUGUCGUGAAAGUAUUAUUGUCUGAUCCUAGAACUGAAGGUAUAGUUUUGAUUGGUGAGAUCGGUGGAUCAAUGGAAGAAGAAGCAGCGGAAUACCUUGAACAACAUAACAAAAAUUCAUCAAACCCUAAACCUGUCGUCGCUUUCAUUGCAGGUCGAACUGCUCCUCCAGGUAGAAGAAUGGGUCACGCAGGUGCUAUCAUCUCAGGCGGAAAAGGCGCAGCAUCAGAUAAAGUAGCCGCAUUGGAAAAAGCAGGUGCCAUAAUCGCCAAGUCUCCUGCUCAAAUCGGUGACUUGAUGUUGAAAGCCAUGAAGGAUGCUGGUAAAGCUUAG